Messenger RNA from Nezara viridula (southern green stink bug), 2539 nucleotides. The record is from the annotation of a GenBank genome assembly. Lineage: Eukaryota; Metazoa; Arthropoda; Insecta; Hemiptera; Pentatomidae.
CAAAAUAUGUAAAACAAGGCAGCCAAUAUUAAGAAAAAUAAAAUUUACAUGUCCAUAUUAACCUCUGCUACAGUUUCCUUUCUUACAGAAGAAGUGAACACACGGGUAUCAGCAGAGGAAGAAAGGCAACUAAUGGCAUCAAUGUCAAAAGAAUGGACACCAGAACCAGAAGGUGGAAAUUCAAAAGCUAUUGUUGAACCACAAAGUUGCUUAUACGUGACGUGGUUAAGUGUAGUGACAUUAAGCUACUUAUACAAUUGUUUUGUCAUUCCCUUAAGAACAACUUUUCCAUACCAAUCAACUGAAAAUACACCAACAUGGCUAGCUCUUGACCUUAGCAUGGACUUUAUAUAUCUCCUUGACAUGGCUGUUGUAAAGCCUCGAGUGAUGUUUCUAGAAGGUGGUUUUUGGGUAAGGGAUACCAAACUUACAAGGGGUAACUACCUCGGCAAGUCAGAAUUUAUAGCAGAUGUCCUAUCAUUAACUCCACUGGACCUAUUAUAUUUUUAUUUUGGCCCCAAUUACCCUCUUCUUCGAGUACCACGACUUCUCAAGAUACACAGCUUCUGGGAAUUUUUUAAUCAUUUCGAUAAGUUUUCUCCAUCACCUUACAUAGUUCGAAUUGCAAGGACAUUAACAUACAUGCUAUAUCUUGUCCAUAUCAAUGCUUGUGCCUACUAUUGGGUUUCUGAAAAUGAAGGAAUAGCCACCAACCAUUGGGUUUUCAAUGGGGUGGGAAAUGCAUACAUCAGGUGUUUUUAUUUUGCUGUAAAAACCGCAACAUCGAUAGGAAAAAACCCUCGCCCAGAGAAUGAAGCAGAAUAUAUAUUUAUGACAGUCUCAUGGCUAAUGGGAGUAUUCGUAUUUGCUAUCCUCAUCGGGCAGAUAAGAGACAUUAUAGCUACUGCUACAAGAUCCCAGACUGAAUAUAGAAAACUCAUGGAUGAAACAUUACACCAUUUAAGGAAGUUAAAUCUUCCCCAAAAGCAAAUUGAAAGGGUCAAAACCUGGUUUUCUUAUACUUGGGAACAACAGCAUACUUUAGAUGAAUCAAGAGUCUUAGACAACCUCCCACAUAAAAUGAAAACAGAUGUUGCCAUAAAUGUUCAUAUAUCAACACUUAAUAAAGUGCAACUCUUUAAAGAUUGUGAUGAAGCAUUACUUCGUGAACUUGUACUUAAACUGCGUCCAGUUUUAUAUCUGCCAGGUGAUUACAUUUGUCGAAAGGGGGAAGUAGGGCGUGAAAUGUAUAUUGUAAAAUCUGGACAAGUACAAGUAGUGACUGGCACAGAUGGAAUUGAGGUCCUGGCUACACUAACUGAAGGAUCUGUUUUUGGAGAAAUAAGUCUUCUGCAGGUGUCAGGAGGCAAUCGAAGAACAGCUGAUGUCAGAUCAAAUGGAUUUUCCAAUUUAUUUGUCUUAAAUAAAGAUGAUCUUAAUGGAGCUUUGAAGUUUCAUCCCAAUGCACAGGAGAUUCUGAGGAAAAAGGCCAGACAGUUAGUUAAACAAAAUGCAGCUAGAGAGCAAAUGACUAAGGCAAAAGCGGAAGUUGCUGCUGAAGUCUUAAUUGGUAAUCCUGAACCAGGUCCAAAACAGCCGAGGCUACUGCCAAUUGUUAUGAAAGUUUUGCCACCAGAAUCUGGAUCUGCAAGGCUCUUAAAAUAUGGAUCUCGUUGGGGAAGAAAGAGAAGAUUAAACACAACAAACAGUGCAGAAUCUGCUCCAAUUUGUUUGAAACAAAAGCGUUGCAGUUCAAUUGAUCUAGGAUACUUAGGCAGGAGUUCAAAUCAGUUGGGGAAACAAAAUACAGAAAACACAUUCCAAUGCAGCGUAACUGUUCAUAGAGAAAUGUCAAAAUAGAAUAAUUAAGCUAUGGUAUAAAUCAUAACAUAUAAAUAUAUAUAUAAAUUAAAAAAAGAUAUUUUUGUUAUUAAGCUGUCAUAUAGUUUAUAUUCAGGAUAUUAUUUUUUGUAUCAAAUAUAUAUUUGCAUAGGAAUAGAUUUUAUUUUAGUGUAUAGUUUAUAUAAUAUUAAAGUAUAGUACUCAGGUGAGAUAUUUAGUACUAUUUAAGGCUUAUGAAGUUAAUCACCUUAGUUUUCUUCAGCUUUUAUUUUUAAACUUACAGAAAAUCAUUAAUAACGUAGCAAUAAAAAAUUCAUUAUUAUAUUGUGUUAAAGUAAAAAAUGAGAAAAAUCACAUUGUUUAAUUUAAUUUAUUUACCAUAGUACUCCAUGCCCACCUUGUAGCAAAAUGUCAAAUCUGAACUGCAACCGGAAGACCGGAAUGACUAAUGUCAUUUUUAUUAAUUUAAAGCUUUGUUAGACAUAUACAUGUUACAGUAAUGAAUAUUUAUAAUCCAGAGUUUACAUUGGGAAAAUUCACAUUCCUUAUUACAUUUUGUUACUUAUACAUUUUGCCAACGAUAUGGACAGUCAAUUUUUUAUGUAACAUUAAUAAACUGAAAGUCAAUAAUGACCCUAGUUGUUGACAUCUUUGUAUCUAUAGCAAAAUAAAUAAAGUAAGAAUGAAUGCAGUAAAA